Molecule: messenger RNA, 2481 nt
Organism: Haliotis rubra (blacklip abalone)
Lineage: Eukaryota; Metazoa; Mollusca; Gastropoda; Lepetellida; Haliotidae
Exons: 3
Coding region: 1-801 (266 amino acids)
Source: RefSeq, a predicted model, not a curated record
AUGACUCUCACAAGUAGGAAACUCAUCUCGUAUUUAAAGGCAGCAUUAAGUAUUGAGCUGUAUCAGUCUUGCUGGCCCCCCAGCAGGGGGAGUCUGGUCCUCUCCCCUGCAAGACAGGGUGGCACCCAGCAGGGGGAGUCUGGUCCUCACCUGCAAGACAGGGUGGCACCCAGCAGGGGGAGUCUGGUCCUCUCACCUGCAAGACAAGGUGGCACCCAGCAGGGGGAGUCUGGUCCUCUCACCUGCAAGACAGGGUGGCACCCAGCAGGGGGAGUCCGGUCCUCUCACCUGCAAGACAGGGUGGCACCCAGCAGGGGGAGUCUGGUCCUCUCACCUGCAAGACAGGGUGGCACCCAGCAGGGGGAGUCUGGUCCUCUCACCUGCAAGACAAGGUGGCACCCAGCAGGGGGAGUCCUGGUCCUCUCACCUGCAAGACAAGGUGGCACCCAGCAGGGGGAGUCCGGUCCUCUCACCUGCAAGACAAGGUGGCACCCAGCAGGGGGAGUCGGGUCCUCUCACCUGCAAGACAAGGUGGCACCCAGCAGGGGGAGUCUGGUCCUCUCACCUGCAAGACAAGGUGGCACCCAGCAGGGGGAGUCCGGUCCUCUCACCUGCAAGACAGGGUGGCACCCAGCAGGGGGAGUCUGGUCCUCUCACCUGCAAGACAAGGUGGCACCCAGCAGGGGGAGUCCGGUCCUCUCACCUGCAAGACAAGGUGGCACCCAGCAGGGGGAGUCGGGUCCUCCCUCACAGAGAUUCGCAUAUGUAUCUGAAUGUACUCAUGAAAACUGUAAGUGGUAAGACUCUUUUGAGGUAUAUUUUAUCUUCUGUUUGAUACAUUAGGGACGUUGUUGGUGGAAAUAUGAUGCUCAGGAUCCAAACACCUGCCAUGUUUUUUAUUCCAGUCAAAAAGGUGUUGUUGACUUUUACACAUUCAUUGUUACACUGCUUUCUACUCCAUGGCCCAACAGGAAGAUGACGAGAUGUAUUCAGUGAUGUUUGUUCAACCACCAAAUAUUUGUCCUGGGUACUGAUAAAAAUGUUUCAUGCUUCAUGUUCCUCUUAAAGGAUUGUCUGGUUUUGCAAUUUGUUGGAUCGUUUUGAAAUUCUAAAUCCAGACUAACCCAGAUUGGACUGACUAGUCUGUUCCAAUGUUUCUGACUUAACCUUUCAUGUUGAUCACUUCCUGGCUGUGUGAAAACCAGUCCUAGUUCAUGAACAAAUAGUAUUGUCCUAUGUAUACAUGUUUAAAAGAUAUAUUUCCAAAACUGUUAAAUGUAACAUUUCAGGCACUGUACAGACAAACAUUGACUCGACUCCAGACAUGUCAGAUGGAAUGUCAUGUGACCAAUGUUUCAAUUUCUUGGGUAAAAGUUGUCAGUUUAGUUAUGGUUUAUAUUAGAUUUAGGGUGCAAGUUAGGUAAUUGUUUGUAAUAACAAACGUUGAAGAUCAUACUGUCAAUAUAUAUGGAAGCUGUGACAGCAGUACUCUGUUGCUGAACCUCAUUGAAAAGCAUUGUACAUAUCAUUUCUAUGAUAACAUCAUUUGUAUAUAAUGUGUUAGUAUUUUGGUAUAUCUGUAGAAGUCCCAGCUUAGAGAGGCUGUUAACUACUCAUGUUCCCUGUACAUAGGCCAGUUUGUCUGAAAGACAAUUCUCAACACACUGCCAAACUUGGAAGGAAAUCAUGUGUUGUAGUUAGCACCACCUAAAUGUUUUUUGCCCAACUUGAUACUGGUGUUUUCUUCUUCUUGAACAAACUGAUGACACCUUUUUAAAUAUUUUUAAGAAGUUUUGAAUUUGUAUUGAUUUUUUUGUAUUGAUGGUAAGGAUUGGGAGGGAGAGGGGGAGUGCCAAAAUGUUACAAACUUUUAAAAAACUGCUGUUUUGUCAGAAAAUGUUUGUUCAUCUUGAGUUGCCAUGGUUACUAGCUCUAUGAAUGUUCAUCUCCAACAUUUAGUCCUCAAGGGAGGUGGUAUGUACCCUUACAGCAGCGCUGUACUUACACAGCAUAAUAUGUAUCUAGUUACAGGUGGAAAACACCAAUAUUUCCUUUUGACAAAGAGGUUGAAUUUGUCCUUUCAUAAUUCUACAAAUCCAACUUUUCCACAACUAAAUUUCUCCAUCAAGGGGCAGUGUUCAAAGUAUAACACAGCAUAUGAUUUGGUAAGGAAUUUUAUAUAAUGUGAUAUUUAUUUAAAAAUUUACUGUUGUCCUUUGUAGAAAUUCCUAAUUUAUUGUAUGUAAUUAUGUUUGGAAAACUUGUUGAUCAGUAUUGUUGAUAAAUAGAGAUUGUAAAUGUGAAUAUAGCCCAGGUGAGAUGGGGCACAGCAUGUACAUAAACCUACUUCAUACACCAGAGUGACAACACUUAUGUAUGUUUCUGCUUCCAUGUUGCACACGUUGAAAUGGACAAUGUUUGCAUUUGCAAUUCACAUAAUAAUUUAUGACCCUUUACCAUAUUAAAUGUUGAUUGAUUCAA